ACCAUAAUCACUCGCACAGUCGCACCAAACAACCAAUAACAGUAGUAAAAACGCGAACAAUUUCAAUAAACUCUUUCAAAAAAUCAAAACUCCGAGCUUGAACACAUUUUCAUCAAUGGCUACAUCAUUAAUUUCUCCCUCAAAAUCGAUCUUAUCCCCAUUUUUCACUACCCCAACUAAAUCAUCAACUCCGUUUUCAUGGAAAUUGAGCCCAAUUCAAAAACCCCACAAAAUUUCCGCACCUAAACUGGUUUCUGGUGGUGGGUUUUUGGAAAGAGAAAGUAGCAAAAGUACCUUUAAACUCAACUCUUAUUCUGCCUCUUCUUCAUCAUCGUCUUUUGGUAAUGUUGAUAAGAAAAAUGGGAAUAUAACGGUGGAUACUUGCUUGGUAGUUCCUCCUCCAAAUUCCAGGAAACCUCGUGCAAUUAUUAAAUUUCUUGGUGGUGCUUUUAUUGGCAAGGUUUCUCAAGUUACAUACAGCUAUCUAAUUGAGCUAUUGGCAAAGGAAGGAUAUCUUGUUGUGUUGGUUCCUUAUAAUGUGACAUUCAAUCAUGAAGAUGCAGCUAGGCAGGUUUAUGAGAGAUUUAAUGCCUGCUUGGAUAUCCUUCUUACCUGUGGAUUGUCUGAUGCGAAACUCGAUGCUUCCCAGCUUGUUGGCCUCCCUGUUUUCUCUGUUGGCCACAGUAAUGGGGGACUUCUUCAGGUGCUGACAGCAAGCUACUUCUUUGACAAAAUACCAAAGGCUAAUGCUGUGGUUUCAUUUAACAACCGACCAGCAACAGAGGCAGUGCCGUACUUUGAACAGUUGGGCCCUUUAAUGAGUCAGGUUAUACCAAUGGUGGAAACAAAUCCAAUGUAUUCAAUGGCUACCAGUGUAUCAGGAGAUGCAUGGAAGGCGUUGCUAGAUGGAGCUGGAGCAGUAAUGUCUCAAACUGAUCCCGAGUUGUUUUCAUCAGUUAAUCAAUUUGUUGAUCAGUUGCCCUCGGUGCUAAAUGAGGUUAGACAAGGAGUAUCAGAGUUCAGGCCAACACCUGCAGAAAAUCGUGAACGUUGCAAGUGUUCAUACAACGUCCCACACACAUUGCUGGUGAAGUUCAGUUCUGAUGCAAUCGACGAGACAGAUCUCCUUGAAGAGACACUGAAGCCCCGCGUUAAGUCCAUUGGUGGGACCCUUGAGAAGGCCCAACUGAGUGGUAACCACCUUACACCAUGCAUUCAGGAUCCAAAAUGGCAAGUGGGUAACCUGUACACACCUGUGGAUGCUAUUGCCCAAGGCUUGAAAACUAUUUCAUUGAAUGACACCAAAGUUCUUGCUCAAACCAUAACCAAUUGGUUCAGGCGUUUUGAAGAAUAAUAUGAUCAAGGCGUUUUGAUGCAGGAUGAUUCGAGCUUUCGUGUCUUUUGGUCCAUUGUCAGAAUUUCUAGUAAUAUGACAUGCUGUAAUCACUGGGGAAAAGGAGGGGGUUGAUUAUUGCAGAGGGACAAGUUUGUAACUUGUAAGUGUACAUGUAUGUUAUUUUUAGAAAUAUUUGAUUGCAUUCUGGUAGAUGGAAGCCUAGCUGCCGUUGACUACUAGAGUAUUAUUAUGUCAAUAUAACAAUCCUUGGCUUUGGUAAUCCUUCUUAGAGUUUUCAUUGUAUUAAAAUUCAUAAACAAGUGGAGUAAAAGAAAAAGAAAAAAAACAAAUUCAACAGA
Molecule: messenger RNA, 1695 nt
Organism: Spinacia oleracea (spinach)
Lineage: Eukaryota; Viridiplantae; Streptophyta; Magnoliopsida; Caryophyllales; Amaranthaceae
Exons: 9
Coding region: 116-1354 (412 amino acids)
Source: RefSeq, a predicted model, not a curated record